AUAAAUUGCGACAAAUUUUUUUCACAGAAAUAUACUUUCAACUUAUAUGAAUGGAACUAGUUCAACUACUGCCAUGCUAUUUUGAGUAUUUGCGAUAUAAUCAAAGCUAGUUUAUUUAAAGAUAUAUUAUAUUAACAUUGAAUUGUAGCUAGUGGUAUUCCUUUAUGUAUUAAUUAUUGAAAGCAGUGGUACACAAUGUGUAUGCAUAUGCUAUCAGGUGAAUCGAUUAUAUGUUAUAAACUGGAAAGGCCAAAGAAGUGUGAUGUGAGAAAAAGAACGGGGAAGGAUAGAAAUGAUAGAAAUAGAGAAAAUUAAUGACAUAAAGAAGCACUAAAUGGUGGAAAGGUGAGAAGAAAAGGUACAUGAAGUAUAUAUAGACAGUGCAGACAGUAUAUAGGAGAGUAGAGGUAGAUGAGGAACGUAAAAAAAGGUGAAUAUCAAGCAAGGAAGCGGUAUAAAAACAAGGAAAUAAUAAAGAUACAUAACAGUUUGAUAACCUGAGCGAUAAAAAGAAGAACGAUGGAAGCAGAAAAGGUUGAUCUCGGCGACGGAGUAGUAAUUGAGGUGGUGACAACAGCAUGGAACACGGUGCAGGAUCAUUGGAGGAACCAUGCGUGCUUCUGGAACAUUCUGGAAGCUGCAGUGCCAGUAGUGUUCCACGAGAAAUUCAUGAGGAGUCCAGAUGUGCCUUCUACAAUACUGGAGACAUUUAACAAGGAAAGCUAUCAUCAUGGAGAAUGCCUGAUUUUCUCGGGGAGAAGACGAGGCAUCUGUGCUUUCCAGUGGAUCCAAGUAUAAUAUGAGUCGCUCCUUCGUGGAUAUGGCCACCAGCAUCCAGUGGUCACCAGUAGGAUUCCAUGGGUCCAGAAUCACUGAAGCAGCACUGAUGCUGCAGUCUGCCCAGAGCAUUCCAGUUGGCUGACCCCUCGCUCGCGGACGCGCGUGAGUUCUACUCGCUCUACGACCACGCGUCAGACUACGCCGAGCUCGCGUGCGACUCCAGCCUGCUCUACAAGCUGCUCACGUUCUUCGAGUCGGACUUUGAGCGCAAGUCGAAGAUGCACAAGCGGCGCGUCAACGCGCUGCGUGGAGUGCUCGGCGAGCUCAACCCGCGCCACUACCUGCUCGUCUGCCGGCAGCUGACGUACGAGAUCGCCGAGGCGUACGGCGAGAUGCUCGACAUCAAGAUGGCGAUCGUCGAGGAGCAGCAGACGACGCCGUCGCCGCACGCCGUCAGGAAGAUCAACCUGCUCUGCGCCAAGUGCAUUCGCAAUUUCGAAUUGUUCCUCGACUCGUUAGGACGGCGAACUGCGAGAUGCCAUAACAGUUUGACAAUGAUAAUAUUCGUCCGGUGCUGAUAGCUUACUUCUACAUGGGCCGCAUGCAUUCGAAAGUCAUCAAUUCCAAUGUUCACAGAAGGAUAGAGUGUAUUCAGAAGAGCACUGAUUGCUAUCAGUUAUUAGUUAGUUAUUGUGAAUAGUAACCAGACAUUGAUACGAGUGGAUUGUUUUUGUCCUGUCGAUUUUAAAAUAAUUAUCACAUCGCCGAUAUUUGUUAAUGGUUUGUUUUUUGUCGUUAGUAAUUUUGUUAGUUGUUACGGAGAGAGUGAACUCAAUAAAAUGCGUGGUUAUUUGCCUGUGGGAAGGAUUAAAAAAAAAACCUAAACGCGUUUUGUUCUAGCGCGAAAUGUUCCCUUUUGAAAUUGUUUUAAAAACAAGUACUAAUCUUCGGUGUUGUGCGGUUUGGAUCUACUGUUUAUAACUCGUCACUGUAGCUUAAUAUUAGUUAGGGGGUGGUAAAACUAUAGGCGCAGUUUUAUUAUUACAAAUAUCUCGUAUAAUU
Molecule: messenger RNA, 1842 nt
Organism: Priapulus caudatus
Lineage: Eukaryota; Metazoa; Priapulida; Priapulimorpha; Priapulimorphida; Priapulidae
Product: KIF1-binding protein homolog
Exons: 4
Coding region: 520-798 (92 amino acids)
Source: RefSeq, a predicted model, not a curated record